Messenger RNA from Fusarium venenatum, 1836 nucleotides. RefSeq lists its product as uncharacterized. NCBI's taxonomy places the organism in Eukaryota, Fungi, Ascomycota, Sordariomycetes, Hypocreales, Nectriaceae. The record is from RefSeq and is a predicted model, not a curated record.
AUGGUCCAAAGAACCUUUACGCUCAUCCCGAAAUUCCCGGGUCGCGAUGAAACUACCGACAAACCGCCACCGCGGCCCAUGACGUCGAAACAAGUUCGGAAUGCAUACAAAGCCGCAAACAAGGGACCGAAGCUCACUCGAGCUGAGCAAUGGAAACAAGAGAAAGUUGAACAGGAGAGGAUAAGAAAGGAAUUCGAACGUGAAAAGGCGGCAGCCAAGGCUAAAGUCGUACGGGACAAGAAGAAGGAGAAGGAAUUGGCCGAGAAGGAAGAAAAGCGGAAGAAGAGAAUGCCACUUGUCAAUGUUCGACCGAGCCAAGAGACUAUUUCGUGGUUUGUGAGAGGUAAUGGGUCUACCAAAAAGAGGGAUAUUCAGGGAAAGGAAGUCGAGAAGAUUAAUGCGACGACGAAAGAGACCAAUGAUAACAUGGAAGAAACUACGAGCGCAAACGAUGAUGAAACGGAACAACCUGCUAUGAAGACACGGAAGUUGGAUGAUAUACUGGAAGACUAUGAGGAGGUGUCCGAUACUGGAGAUACCAGGAUGAGAACAAAAACCCAAGAACUACCACCGAGUCCCUCCUCAGAACAACAAAGAAUCGAAGAGCCUUUAAAAGAAACAAAGGAAGACGACGCCACCGAACCUGUAGAGGAGGCGCCACUACAAGCUGAGACUCAAAUGCCAGUACCGAGGUUACUAAUACCAGAAAUCGAGCUUGAAGGCAUGGAAGACGAGUUGGACGAGGAUUUUGAGGAGGACCUGGCACUUGGUAUGCUGGAAGACAUCGAAGCAGCCAUGGACAAGCCAGCCCCUAAUACAAGCCAUGCUAUCGAUGCUAUCCCAAGAUGCUCUAUCAAAACAAACUCGGCAGUAACGCAGCCGCCAGUUGAUACCAUCAAAAAGCCAGCAUCCGAUCGCUACGCCAAGGAUCUGGGCUUACACCGUCCGUCUUCCCCAACUUUCAUCAAACCGCCUCUUCCCCAGCGUUCACCACGAAACUUGGAAGCACGGUCUUCAUCACCACCAAGACAAGAACCGCCAAUGAGUACUCAAGCCAUCCUGUACAAUUUGGACGACUUCUUCCCCUCUUCCUCUCAACAAGCACGCGAACUCGAGGAAGACCUGGACGACGACGAUAGCUCGAUGCCAUCGGCGCCCUUAUAUCUUGCGCCGAUAGCAGAAGAGGAAGAAGAGUUUGAGUUUGAGGAACUUGAAAAAUCUCCAGAACAACUUCGCUUACCGGUACUCAACCCGGCCCCUGAAUCACCACCUCCGCCACCUAGGCGCUUCUUCACAUCCUCUGGAUCUCAUGAAAGAAUGUGUCUUGCUCUCCAGCGAAGUCGCCGUACAGCAGCAUUGGAACAGAUUCAACAGCGUGAAAGAACGCGAAUACGGGCUGGUAUAGUUCAGCGUGCUCAAACCGAGAAUCGCCAAGUCGUCAAAACCGACCAAUCUGCCAAAAAGCCACAAGUUUUUGCCAAGCCCUCACCACAACAUAUUCAACACAAUCAGCCUCGACAACCCCCCCCAAAAACACCAGCACCGCCUGUACUUCAACAGAAACCUCACAUCAACAAACCCUCUCCACCAAAGCGUACGGAAACGCCAAAGCAACACUACCAACAGCUCCAUAGAACAUCACUCGCACCACAUAACAACAACGUGAACACUCCCAAGCGAGUUGAACCACCGAAACAAACGCCCCCUGCACGGCAGCCAUCACAAGAAACCAAGGAGAACCAGAGGCCGUCACAAGAGCCUUUUGCGCUUAGUGCUUCGCAAGAGUCAUACGGCGGAGAUUGGGUAGACGACAUUGCGCUAGAACUCAUGAUUUAA